Messenger RNA from Angiostrongylus costaricensis, 1746 nucleotides. The record is from the annotation of a GenBank genome assembly. NCBI's taxonomy places the organism in Eukaryota, Metazoa, Nematoda, Chromadorea, Rhabditida, Metastrongylidae.
AUGGGCUUUCCAUCCUGUUGUGGUCACUGUAUACUAAGUAUGUUCCUCCACCGCGUGAACGAGCAUCACGUUAGACGAAGCAUCCUUGUCCGUAUGUCAGCUCCGAAUCGGCAUCGUGAAACUUGUGAUAGUUACAGUAUGAGUCGUCCAGAGCAGAAACGUCUUCGCAAAGAGUACACCCGUCUCUAUCCCAGUGGAUUUGUUGGUAAACUAAAGAAGGUCUUUGGCAGAUCAGAGAGCAUCGAUCGUCGAGAAAUGCCAUUAACAAGGAACGAUGACACCGAACAGCAUGUUAUUCCGUUAGAAAAUAUAACUCUCUGUAAAGAACUUGGUCAGGGCGAAUUUGGUUCUGUGUGGCAAGCGUCAUGGAAAGGUGGACCGAAUGGUGCUGAAUCUAUGCAGGUUGCUGUAAAAUGUGUUGCACCGGAUAAGCUUAUCACCAGCUCGACAGCCUUUCUUCAGGAAGCUGCUAUCAUGACGCGUAUGCAUCAUGAACAUGUUGUUCGCUUGUACGGUGUGGUGCUGGAUAUGAAGAAAGUGAUGAUGGUGUCUGAGUUGGCAACAUGUGGAUCGUUGUUAGAGUGCCUUCAUAAGCCAGCACUUCGUGAUUCGUUUCCAAUCCACAUACUCUGCGACUAUGCCGAACAAAUCGCUAAGGGUAUGGCCUACUUAGAAUCUAAACGACUCAUCCAUCGAGACCUCGCUGCAAGAAAUGUGCUUGUUUUUAGUCCGAAAAAGGUGAAAAUUUCUGAUUUUGGAUUAUCGCGGUCACUUGGGGUUGGCGAAGAUUAUUAUCGUAGCGAGUUCUCUACGUCGCUGAAGUUGCCGAUUGCGUGGUGUGCUCCAGAAUGUAUAAAUUUCCUAAAGUUCACCUCCUCUUCGGACGUCUGGUCUUUUGGUGUCACCCUGUGGGAGAUGUUUUCCUAUGGUGAAAUGCCGUGGAAUGGGAAGACUGGUGCUGAGAUUCUCUACUUGAUCGAUCAAAAACGACAGCAUCUCAACCGUCCAACUGCUUGUCCUGAAGACAUGUACGCGUUGAUGGAGGAAUGCUGGAGUUAUGCUGCACUUGAACGUCCCACUUUUGCGCAGAUCAUCACGCAAUUUCCAGAGAGAUUGCCACAAACGGUUAGAGCUAUUUGUGAUUGCCGUGACUCAGCGAACGAUCACUUGCAAUACCGAAAAGACGAUCUAAUUGUGGUUAUCGACCGGACACCGUCGAGUUAUCCUGACGGGUAUUAUUGGUUCGGUUCGCUUCGAAACGGGAGGACUGGCUUAUUUCGACCAACAGAUACUGUAGCUCAUUUAGGUGGAGGUUUGACUCUGUUAUCUUUUAAAGAAAAGAAAACAACAAAGAAGGUCAGUGAUAAGGAACGAGAGCGUGAGAAGCGAAAAGCUCUAAUCUCCGAGCCGGUUGGAAAAGUUCGGCAUACGUGCCACGUUGGCAUCGACGGUACUGCAUUCGGUCUUCUACAGGUAUUUCCGUACUUUUCAGAAUGUAUUUCCACACCGGUUAUUCUACGAAACAGUGUCGCUCGACAAGGUGUUGGCGCCCGUGAAACGAUGUCAUUAAGAGAGCUGGACGUAAACACGAGGGUAAAUAAAAUUUUCUUUUCUUUUACAGGUUACGUCCCAUUCACUUUCUUCUCUAUUCUUUUGGCCUUAAAAAAGGGAAGAAGAGAGUUGGAAGAAGCGCUUUACGGGCAUCUGUCAGUGGAUACUAUUAUAACAGCAGCUUCCACCCUGUGA